Molecule: messenger RNA, 3835 nt
Organism: Musca vetustissima
Lineage: Eukaryota; Metazoa; Arthropoda; Insecta; Diptera; Muscidae
Gene: Lrch
Product: leucine-rich repeat and calponin homology domain-containing protein
Exons: 12
Coding region: 5-3835 (1276 amino acids)
Molecular function (GO): protein binding
Source: RefSeq, a predicted model, not a curated record
UCAAAUGAGGAUGGCAGCGACAGCUGCCGUCUACAAUCGGCUCCACAAUACGAGUGUGGGAGUGGUUGGGGGCGGUGGCAGUAAUUCAGUGUCUGGAGGCAGCAGUGGCACAGCCACUGGUGGACACCAUCAUCAGUUGGCACGUUCCCUGGAGCGAAUCCUUGAAGAGGCCCAUCUAAGCGGGGAACUGAUACUGACCAAUCGAAAGUUGAAGGAUUUUCCAAAAACUGGAACUAAGUUCAAUUUAAGUGACACCGUCAUUGCUGAUCUAUCGCGCAAUCGAUUUUGCGAAUUACCCGAAGAGAUCACGACAUUUUCAUUUUUGGAAACAUUGUUGUUGUAUCACAAUACCAUACGCAGCAUACCCGAAUCGGUGAAACAUUUAACAUCGCUAACAUAUUUGGAUUUGCGUAGCAAUCAAUUGUCAUCAUUGCCACGUGAAUUGUGUUUCCUGCCACUGCAAGUAUUGCUCGUAUCGAAUAAUCGUUUGACCGCACUACCCGAUGAAUUGGGUCGCAUGGAUCGUCUGACCGAUUUGGAUGCGUCGUAUAAUCAGUUGACAACAUUACCGGCGCGCAUUGGAGAGCUGAGAUCGUUACGAUCAUUUUCACUGCGCAGCAAUCAAUUAAUGUAUUUACCUCGAGAAUUAACUUGUCUCACAUUGGUUUCAUUAGAUGUAUCCAAUAAUCGCAUUUCUAGUCUACCUCUUGAAAUUCGCCAGAUGUCAACGCUGGUCGAAAUAAAUCUAGAAAAUAACCCUAUGACAUCUCCACCAGCUAGUCUAUGUGUUCGUGGUCUGGUUCAUGUUUUUAAAUAUCUGGAGACGCAGGCUACCAAAGAUGAGAAAGGGUCACGGGCAGGUGGUAACUAUGAUGGGUAUACAACUCUACGACGAGCACCACGUAAUCAGGCGGGCGGAAAUGUUGUUGAUACACAUCGCCAUGGCAGACAUCAUGUGGAUUCCGGUUAUAGUACAUGUGAUGGCAUCGAUAAAAGAUGGUCUCAUGAUAUGCCAAUUAAAUCUAAAGCGGAUUCUCCCAAAGUUUUAACGCCUACAACACCACCACUGGCAAAGGCGACAUUAGUUACUCCAGAUCUCAUGGAUUCAUCAUUAACAUCGAGCACAAGCACUAUAGUAGAUGAAUCACUUAGUGUAUCAGCGGCUGUGGUUAAACCUCUGAAUAUGGAAAGUCAGUCUACGGAGAAUUUAGCGAGUUCUCCACUCAAAACCAAUAAAGAUGAGAACCGUAUGACAAACAAUGUAUCACCGCAAUUGCAUAACAACUACCAUAGCCACAAUAUCUCAGGUUCCAGUAAUGGAUCCACACCAGAUCUCGACGAUGGUAUGAUCGAUCAUCAUGAACUGCAACAGCAACAAUUGUCACAAACAAAUUCCAAACAAGAUGAUAAGUUUAAUAAGAAUUUAGGGAAUGUACAGACUUAUAGAGAAUAUAAAGAAGCUCUCAAACAGCAACGCAGUCAGGAAGUUUAUAAAAUCAAAGAACAAAAGCAUAUAAACGACUCCAAUGAACAGCAUCAUCUACAAUCGAAUAAUUCAGCUGUUGUGCCCCCAAAUAAUCAAGCCCCUGCCAAUGAUGACAUGGAAAUCCGGCUGAAUGGCAACACGCAAACUGCACCAGUGCCAAAAUCCAUAAUGAAAAAUAGUGCCAACAAUACGAAUGGUUUAACCAACGCUUCAGUAGCCACAACGAAUGGCGAUGAUAUUGUAGUCAUACCAAAGAAACCCAUACAAAAGGUUAUACCCUCUAGGAAUACCGAACUGAUGUCAGCGACAGUGAAGAACGAAUUAUCUGCAACCAAUAACACAAAUGGCGAUUGUAUUGGCUAUGUAAAGCCAAGUAGUCCUAUGAAAAUGGUCAAUGGUACUUCAAAUGGGAGUAUAAAUACGGCCACAGUAUCAGGUGUUGGAGUGGGUAUUUUAACGAAUAAUAAUAAGUUCACAACAACGACUGCAGGAAGUGGCAUUAGCAACAGCAGCAGUAACAAUAAAUUGGUGGCAACUGGAAAGCCACAUCGCACUGUUACUUGGAAUCAUGAUAUACCACCAGAAAAGUUGAGUUUUACCAUGCGUCGGGAGUUUGAUCGGCAACGAGAAGAGAUUGAAUUAAUGACACAAUUACGAAGUAUUAUUGAAACCCGUUUGAAAAUGACCCUACCCGAAGACAUUGCAUCGGCAUUAACAGAUGGUGUUAUAUUGUGUCAUCUGGCAAAUUAUGUAAGACCUCGUUCAGUGGCCAGCAUUCAUGUUCCCUCGCCAGGAGUAUCGAAGUUAACUAUGGCUCGAUGUCGUCGAAAUGUGGAUAAUUUUUUGGAAGCAUGUCGCAAAAUUGGCGUUGAUGAGGAGUUGAUUUGCUCCUGUGCGGAUGUUGUACCCCUCUAUGACAAUGGUGUUGAUGAUGAAGAUGCAGUUGAUGGCGGUGACAAUAGUACGCAGCAAUGUGGUGACAGCAACGUUCGAAAGAAUGACUUUCAAGAAAAUAAUAAUCAAAACGAUUUAAAUUUUUCAAUCAAUGACCAACAACGACAAACAGUCGUACAGCCACAACGCAAAGAACUACCAAAUAUUACUGCUGUUUUAAAAACAGUUGCUGCUCUAAUUGCUUUGGAUAUGAAUCCUCAUCAUCAGAAUGUUACAAAUUUGCAACAGCAACACGACUUUCAAAUGAAAUUGCAACAAUAUGAAAAGAAACAGCUAAAAUUGAAGCUAGACAAAGAAGACAAACGGCGUUGUGUUCUCUUGGAGGAAGUCGAACGAGAACAGGAGGAAGAAAAAGAAAUGAAAGUGCUGCAACAAAUGAAGGGCAAACAAUCGCAGCCAGAAGAGCAAAAACAAUUUACUGCAACUUGCACCAAAGAACAGAUGAUGAGGGAAUUUGAAAAAUCCAAUUUUGAACAAUUCAGUCGUUACGAUAGUAACAGAAAUGUUGAUGAUGGUGAUGAUCAUAAACAUCGUGAUUACAUUGUGUAUCAUGAUGAUGAAAAGCAGCAACAGCAGCAGCUACGUCAACCAAAAGUUCAUACAUCUCUUGGUAACUUUUAUCGCCAUUGUAAAUUGAAAACGUUUCAAAAAAUAAAACUGAAUCUCAUAACACACCAUGGCAAUACGUCGGAUAAUUUCGGUGGUUCUUCGGAAUUGAAUACAACAACGACAUUACAAACCAUUGUUGAAACCGACAACGAUGUUAUCUCUGGCAUUGGCGGUGGUUAUACUGGAUCGUCCACAAAUACAUCUGGCCUCUAUCAAAUAGUGGACGAGAAAUACAAUAACGAAUUGUCACUAAAGGUCAUAAGUUCCUUGAACGAAAUGUCGGGAUCACAAACACCUAACAAAUAUCAACUGUUGGAAUUGCCUUCUACGGAGAAGAAUAAUGCCGAGAAGCCAUCUCUAACAACAGCCACUUCAGUGUCCAAACGUAUAGAGUUCUUUGAACAUGCCAAUAUACCUAAUGGCGGUAUAAUCAAACCAAAAUCAAACAUCUACAGUAUUUAUCGUGUCAAUGAAGCAGCCGUUGAAUCCGAGAAGAAAUUAUUAACCAAAGAAGUCUUGCUAAAGGAAAAGGAAGCUGGAUCUUCCAUAUUUAUGCUGAGACAUGAUUCACACACGUUAACCAUAAUUUUGUCUUGUGUUUUUAUUGUGACAUUUUUAUUCUUAAAUUUAAUUUGUUGUGCUGCUGAUGUGCUCGAAGGUAAAGGUGCUGUCCAAGUGGCCAUAACUGUCUGUGAACUAUUCCGUCUGCAUAGUGGCAAUAUACAAAAUUCCAAAUCACCAACGAGAGCAAAUCGUGCCGCUCUAACACCCUCACCAAUUGUUUAG